CCUGCCCCCAGGCUGUGGGAGAGAAAGGGCCUUUCCGCUCCCCCGGGGGUGGCUUAAUCCCCUGUGGCCCUUGACAGGGGAGGCGGCGAGAGGGAGAGAAUCGUGGUAUCUCAGUUGCUGUUGACAGAUCCAGGGAUCAGGACCAGGAAAGUGGGGUGUCUCUCUCACACGUAGCUCUUGGGGGAGGGUGGGAGUUUGUGGCACCACUGGGGAAGAGACGCCUCUGACCUUCAUGAUUCUGCUGGAGCCGCAACACCUGCACAAGUUGAAAAACUACAUGCAGUAAAAGCUGGAAAAGUUGAAUUUCACUUUAAGCGAGUGGACAAAAAGCAACAACAUGGAUGAUUUCAUCUCCAUCAGUCUGCUGUCUCUGGCUAUGCUGGUUGGCUGUUAUGUGGCGGGGAUUAUCCCCUUGGCAGUUAAUUUUUCAGAGGAAAGGUUAAAGCUGGUGACAGUUCUGGGUGCUGGGCUCCUCUGCGGAACUGCCUUGGCGGUAAUUGUGCCUGAAGGAGUACAUGCACUUUAUGAAGACAUUUUGGAGGGGAAGCACCAUCAGGCCAGUGAGACUCAAAAUGUGAUUGAAUCUGAGAAAGCAGCCGAAAUAACAGCUGAGCAUGAGCAUGGCCACGACCAUUCAAAAUUACACGCGUACAUUGGUGUUUCCCUUGUCCUUGGUUUUGUCUUCAUGCUUUUGGUGGACCAGAUAGGCAGCUCCCACGUGCACUCUACAGAUGACCCAGAAGCGGCAAGGUCAGGCAAUUCCAAAAUCACUACUACACUGGGACUAGUGGUCCAUGCUGCAGCUGAUGGUGUUGCAUUGGGUGCAGCAGCUUCCACUUCUCAGACCAGUGUCCAGUUAAUAGUGUUUGUUGCAAUUAUGUUACACAAGGCACCAGCUGCCUUUGGCCUGGUUUCCUUUCUAAUGCAUGCUGGGCUGGAACGGAAUCGAAUCAGAAAGCACUUGCUGGUCUUUGCAUUGGCAGCACCUGUUUUGUCAAUGGUGACAUACUUAGGGCUAAGCAAGAGCAGCAAAGAAGCCCUUUCAGAAGUCAACGCCACUGGAGUUGCCAUGCUUUUCUCUGCAGGGACUUUCCUUUAUGUUGCCACAGUGCACGUCCUCCCAGAGGUGGGAGGAAUGGGGCAUAGCCACAAACCUGAAUCAACAGGUGGGAAAGGACUCAGCCGCCUGGAGGUGGCAGCCCUGGUCCUUGGCUGCCUUAUUCCUCUAGUUUUGUCCAUUGGGCACCAGCACUAAAGGUUCAAAGUCACUGUUCUUCUCCUUGAUCUGGUGUGAGCAGUAAAUGUCAGCUGCUCUUUUCAUCGUUGUCUCUCUUACCCCAUCAUCCACCCCAUCUGCGCUGUGGAGUUCAGAGGGAAGCUUGAUUCCAACGUGAAGAAUUCUGGAAAAGCUUUUAGUGUAGCAAAAUGUACUUUGGCAGCCGGACAUAAAUUCUGUGUAAUUUUCUUUUCUGAAGACAUUUGAUAUUUUAAUUUUGAUUUCUGGCCCCUAUUCUCAGGGAAGAUGGACUCUGAAUUUUAAGAAAGGUGAGUGGGGAAGAAUUUAAUGGCUCAUCAUGAAAUUGCAAUCACCAAAGUAUUCUGCAACUCAGCGUUCACAGCUGAGAAUAAAACAAUGGAUGGAUGCCUUUUAAUAUGUGGAAAUCUUCUUACCAGUAGAAUAGGGGAACCUCCCCUACAAUUUUUUAAUGUUGUCCUGACAUAUGUGACUGAUCCAUGUAAUAUCAAUGCCAUAAACCUUGCUGUAAAGAUGCAGUACUCAAAAUUCUGGUUAAUGCACUUGUUGCAAAAGACAAGAACUGUGGAUUGGAAGAAACAUUAUUGGACAAAGAUUAGAGGAAGUCUAGGAUGUCAGAAUUCAGCUAGUUAAGUAAGUGGAGAUGACUUUUGCAUUGCAUUCCCUGGAUUAACACAAAGGAAACAAGAAAGUCCUAGAAACAAGGAAAUAUUCUGUUUUUACUUGGUUUAUGCAAUGGCUUGUUACAUUAUUUAACAAAAAACAGAAACAAAGCACACAUUGGAAGCAGAUCUCCCAUCAUGUCCGUAAAGAGUAGCAACCAAAACUGUAGAGGCAGUUAGGAAUCUGGCACCAGGGCUGCACUGCUACUAUCCUUGAGAGACAAAUACACAGUGUCUUUUUAAAUCAAACUGUUCAGGGCUCUGAGUGGAGAUCUGAUGGAAAUGGAUUUUGAGGGACCAGAGAACUAUACUAGCUCAUUUACAAAGGGCUGAAACUAGUGGUUAGUUUUUUUUCUUUCAUUAAAUAAAAAAUAUUAAGGUUAACAAAACAAGAUCUCUGGUUAAAUCCUCAUACUCUGUGCAUAUUGGCAGGUGCACAGUGUGUCUAAACUAGUUAACUGCUCUGCUAAAUCUUCAUACCAACAAGCAAGAAGCAUUUUGUUUUUGUUGAGAACCUAUUAAAAUCGUACCUUUCUCCUUUGGGAAUUUUGCAAUCCAUCAUCUCUUGAUUAUGGUUGGUUGUAGUGAUGCUCUUCUGGGACUCAGUGCCAUUGCAG
Messenger RNA from Emys orbicularis (European pond turtle), 2534 nucleotides. It is a transcript of the gene SLC39A9, whose product is annotated as solute carrier family 39 member 9. Gene Ontology annotation, molecular function: metal ion transmembrane transporter activity. The record is from RefSeq and is a predicted model, not a curated record. The transcript has 7 exons. The coding region runs from base 338 to 1255 and encodes 305 amino acids. Lineage: Eukaryota; Metazoa; Chordata; Testudines; Emydidae. Gene Ontology annotation, cellular component: membrane. Gene Ontology annotation, biological process: transmembrane transport; zinc ion transport.